Messenger RNA from Stylophora pistillata, 4154 nucleotides. Its product is annotated as phospholipid-transporting ATPase ID. The record is from RefSeq and is a predicted model, not a curated record. Gene Ontology annotation, cellular component: plasma membrane; trans-Golgi network. Gene Ontology annotation, biological process: phospholipid translocation; Golgi organization. NCBI's taxonomy places the organism in Eukaryota, Metazoa, Cnidaria, Anthozoa, Scleractinia, Pocilloporidae. Gene Ontology annotation, molecular function: magnesium ion binding; ATP hydrolysis activity; ATP binding.
AGAUUGUAGUGUGAAUAUUUGCUUAGAUUAUAUUUCUGUGGUUAAUAUGCGUGAAUCGGAAGAAGAAGUGGAUUUUAAGAGAUUUCACGUUUGUUUCAUAAUGAUCAGCCAGCUAUUUAGUUUACACAUAGGUCAUUAACUCGUGGUGAACCGACAACGCAACUAACAGCGGUAAAUACCACAGUUUGGCCAGCCUGGUGAACAAUUAACUUCAAGACAACUGUUAUUGGGGUUUAACAUUAACCACCAGGCUCACGUCUUUGAAAAUGCAUUUGUGCAGAUCAGAAGAUAACCAAGAAGCCAAGGAGAGGCAGCUGAGGACAAAUGACCAUGAGUAUAAUGCACAAUUCCAAUAUGUCAACAAUUACAUCAGGACAUCAAAAUACAGCCUUCUCACUUUUCUACCCCUCAACUUAUUUGAGCAAUUCCGCAGGGUUGCCAAUCUUUAUUUCAUUUUGCAAAUCAUUAUCAUGUCUAUUCCAAAAAUCACUGCAUUGAGUCCAGAAGCUACAGCUGUUCCUCUCAUUUGUGUUUUGGCUGCAACAGGAAUAAAAGAUGCUGCUGAUGACAUUAAGCGGCAUAAAAGUGACAGAGCAGUCAAUAACAGAAAGGCAAACAUUCUUACUGACAAUGGGCCAAAGGAAAAAAAUUGGAUGGAUCUUCAAGUUGGUGAAGUUCUUCGAAUAGACAACAAUGAGCAAAUCCCUGCUGAUAUAGUUGUGCUCACCACGAGUGAAGAUAAUGGAUUGUGUUACAUUGAGACUGCCGAGUUAGAUGGGGAAACCAACCUGAAGUGUCGUCAACCUCUUCCUGAAACUGGAGAGCUUGGUGACGAUGAACAGCAACUCUCAGUGGUCCAAAUGGAAAUUACAUGUGAUCCACCAAACAACAGGCUGGAAAAACUCAAUGGAAGGUUGAUGUAUGAUGGAAAUAACUAUUCUUUGGACAACGACAAUGUCAUCUUGAGGGGCUGUGUGCUGCGUAACACCAAAUGGGUGUACGGUGUGGUCAUAUAUGCUGGCCAUGACACUAAACUCAUGAUGAACACUGGGGUGAGUAAAUUCAAAAGAACAGGUUUGGACAAGCUCACUAACAGCCUGAUCUUGUGGAUUGCAGCUAUGUUAGGAAUCAUUUGCACUCUCUGUUCCAUUGCAACAACAAUAUGGGAGGAAUUAUAUGGAAAGGAUUUCCAAGUAUAUCUACCAUGGGAGAGUUUCUACAAGGACAGUGUUGUUAUCAUUGGCAUUGUUCACUGGCCAUCUUUUGUCAUGGUUUUGAACACCCUCAUUCCUAUUUCACUGUAUAUCAGUGUGGAAGUGAUUCGCUUGGGUCAAAGUUUAUGGAUCAACUGGGACUGCAGUAUGUAUUAUGAGAAGAUGGACACUCCAGCUGUGGCAAGAACAACCACCCUCAGUGAGGAACUUGGACAGAUUGAAUACAUCUUCUCUGAUAAGACUGGAACACUGACGCAGAAUGUGAUGACGUUUAAGAAAUGUUCCAUAAAUGGUAGACUCUAUGGAGAACCUCCUGAUCGGUCUUCUUCUGGCAAACGGCACCCUUCUAUGCACAUGGCGCACAACUCUUGCCAGUUUCAUAGCUGCUUCUUUGAUUGUCCGCUGCACAACACUUCUCGACGUCACGUAGAGGGCGAGAGUGCCGGAGAUCCUGAAGAAACUCUGGUCAGCUCCGUAUCCAUCAGAGAAGAAGGGGCACCAGAUGUGGACUUAUCCAAGAAUCCCUACCCUGAUGGGAAAUUUAAAUUUAAUGAUCAAGCUUUGCUGGAUGAAAUAAACUUGGGAAACAAGGAGUGCCAUGAGCUGUUCCGGUUAUUAGCCGUCUGUCACACGGUUAUGGUGGAGCGAGACAAUGGUAAUUUGGAAUAUCAGGCCCAGUCUCCCGACGAAGCGGCUCUUGUGACGGCUGCAAGAAACUUCGGAUUCACCUUUUUGGAACGUUCACCGACCACUCUAACGAUUGACGUAUUAAGAGAGGAGGAGAUCUAUGAGUUGCUUGCCAUUCUUGAUUUCAACAAUGAACGGAAGCGAAUGUCGGUUAUUGUACGGCGAAACGACCAAAUAAAGCUCUACUGUAAAGGCGCCGAUACCAUUGUGUACGAACUUCUAGACCAAUCCUGUAAACCGCUCAUGACGAAAACAAUGCAGCAUUUGAACGUGUUUGCAGCGGAAGGUUUGCGUACUCUGGUAACAGCUUACAAAGACAUACCUCUCGACGUGUACAAGGAAUGGGAGGCCCGGUAUAAGGAGGCGAGUAUGGCCAUGGAAAAUAGGGACGAGCUCGUUCAAAAGGCGUAUGAGGAAAUUGAACAGAACUUAACACUGAUCGGUGCAACGGCGAUUGAGGAUAAACUUCAAGAUGAUGUCCCAGAUACGAUCGCAACUUUAGCUGAGGCAAAUAUCAAGAUUUGGGUUUUGACAGGUGAUAAAGUUGAAACAGCCAUCAAUAUUGGCUACUCGUGUCAUCUGUUGACAGAUGAUAUGACCGAAGUGUUUACAAUAGAUGGAGAAUCUCUGGAGUCUGUCCAAAAGGCGAUAGCCGAAUGUAAGAACAAGAUUACGGGCGGAGCAGGAUUGGGAGCACCAAUCUGUAGAUUUCAAAGUAAAGAAAACAGCCUUAAAGAUGUAGAAGUUGAAGUUAUAUCGUACAAGGAUAACUAUUUGGGCGAGAAAUCAGCCGCUGUACAGGCCCUGGUUGUUCAUUUGGUCAAAGACAAUCUACAAGCUGUGACCUUAGCUAUUGGAGAUGGAGCCAAUGACGUUAGUAUGAUUAAAGCUGCCCAUAUAGGAGUUGGAAUAAGCGGUCAGGAAGGAAUGCAAGCCGUGAUGGCGAGUGACUUCUCCUUCGCGCAAUUUAAAUAUCUCCAGCGACUCCUCUUAGUCCACGGACGAUGGUCUUACUUUCGAAUGAGUAAAUUUUUAAACUACUUUUUCUACAAGAAUUUUGCAUUUACGCUUUGUCAACUAUGGUACGCUUUUUAUACUGGAUUUUCUGCUCAGACGCUGUAUGAUGCAUGGUUCAUCUCAUUUUAUAAUGUGUUUUUUACUUCUGCACCAGUCGUAUUUUUAGCGGUUCUUGAUCAGGACGUCUCGGACAACGGGUGCUCUAAGUAUCCUCUAUUGUACAUUCCUGGCCAGACUAACCUACUGUUCAAUAAGAAAAUUUUCUUCCUGAGCCUGUUGUAUGGAGCUCUUACGUCGUUAGCAAUCUUCUUUUUGUCCUACGGCGCGUUCCGUGAUGAAAUAGUGAAGGAUGGCUUAGAGACGUCAUCUGUGUAUUUCUUCGGUACGGUGGUCGCCGCUAUAUUGGUAGUCGUUGUCAAUAUUGAGAUCUCGUUUCUUACACAGUACUGGACAUGGAUUAAUCACUUUUUUACCUGGGGUAGCAUUGUGUUCUACUUCGUUUUCUACUUCGUCUUUUACGCCGAGUUUGUUUUCAAGCUUUUCCCGCAGGGCCACUAUUAUGGAAUGCAGUUUGAGGUGUACGGUAAUCCGAAAUUCUGGUUUACCCUAUUCCUUGUUCUUGCUGUGUCAACAGCACCUCGUUUGUCGUACUACUUUGUCGACAAUGAAAUGAGUGCCACACAAAGCGACAUUGUGAGGCGAAAAGAAGCACACAAGAGAAUGCGCUUUACUUCCCCACAGGUAGAGUAUGAGCCUCAGCUAGUUCGUAGGCGAACCUCUAAACGUUCAAGUUACGCCUUCGCUCAUCAAGAAGGAUUUGGCAAAAUUGUUAUGUCACCGGCAACAUUUUUAAGGAAAAAAUUACGUUCAACAACUCAGCCGGCUGGCCAAAGUAGUGUAGUUACUUUGUAAUUCGAUAAAAAUUACCACAUCGAUUGACUUUUUAUUUUCUUAUUGUUAUUUUUUUAAUCCAUUGACAGACAUAUACGCCAGACGUAAAUUAUGAAAGUAAAUGCACUUUUGGAAACUUGGCAGUUAGGGAAACUUCUAUUUUUAUCCCUAACCCAUUUUAUAGGCCAUAGUUUUAUUCAUUUCCCCCUCCAUGAAGAGUGCUCACGUGAAACAAAGAUUGUACACUUUCGACCAAUCGUCAGAACGAUUUAGACUAGGUUUACACUAGAGGAGAGUUUUCCGGAUUCGUAAAUGUUUCCGGAUUCAUUAAUUUCGGAGUAUUCG